Molecule: messenger RNA, 1305 nt
Organism: Cyprinus carpio (common carp)
Lineage: Eukaryota; Metazoa; Chordata; Actinopteri; Cypriniformes; Cyprinidae
Exons: 2
Coding region: 840-1211 (123 amino acids)
Source: RefSeq, a predicted model, not a curated record
UGUAUAGUAGAGUACAUUGACAAACAGAUUGCUACUUAAUUAGUGAAAGUAAUGAUGGAGUGUUAUCUUGUUUCUCUAAUUAUACAGGGCAGCUUCUAUUAGGUUAUAACUUCAGUCCUCUGGCUGACCUGGCAUUGGCAGUCCAGCCAUUUCAACCUGGACAGGUCAACCAGCAGAAUGGUCUGACAGGUAAUAUGUGUUUUUCUUUUUAAAAAGAAAAAAGAAUGUAUAUUUAUAUUUGAUCUGCCAGCUCCAGUGUGUGCUAAUAAGAGUUCCUCUCAGCAAAAGCCGAGCAGUUUCUCAUAGUACACUACCGUCCUCUAGUGGUUUCCAAUGAAUUCAAGUCAACAAAGCUAUAACAGCAGGGUUACACUUAAGAGUAUAAUUUACAAAAACGUUAUGUUGUUAUUUACUCGCCCUCGCGCAGUUCCAAAUCUGUAUGCUGUUUUAUUAAACACGAAAAGGAGAAGUGUCUGUAAAAGCAUCAUAAAUUUAAAUAGCCUAAAGUUUGGGUUUAUAACUUCUGACAAACAAUUUCAAUAAGAGUAUAUUCUAUUUUUAUUUUGCUUGGCAGGUUUAUACAUAAAUUCAAAUGACUAAAUAGCCUAAAUAUACUUCAAGGAAGUUGGCCUCUGUAUAUUAUCAAACAUUAAUAAUAUUUUGAAAGAAAAUAGAUUAAAUGACAAACUCUUUUGAUCUUUGUCAUCAAAGAUCACACUACAUAUAAUAUACAUGAUAUCCUGCUUGAUUUCGGAAUAAAGGAGACAGUCUGUCUGAAAUAUACCGGGAGACCAUAGUGCCUUUUCAAACAGGGACGUCUCGCGGUAGAUAAAGCUUUCAUGUUUUACCGUCUACCUUCUGAUUGUUGCUGGUCAGACAUAUACUUCACUAAUACCAACAUCAUAGUAAGAUAUUUCUCACCUUUUCUUCUCUUUCUCAAGUCUAAUGAACUGUGCUCGAGUCUUGUGUGUGUUGGCUGCAUGUUUGUAGCUCCUCUGGGCAUCAGUUGUUUAGUACGGUGCCCAAGCGGUCUUCCGCGAAGACCGCAUAAGCCCUGUCCCAAAUGGCACACUCUGGACUUGUGGACUUCCUCAGAGUCCAGCAGUGAAGAGGUCAUUAUCAGGCAGACAGGACGGGUUCCUCUGGACUCUUUCUCUCCAGGAGUCAUUCUGUGUCGAGGAGAGUUUGACUGUUCCAGAUUACUGCUGUGAUUUCAUAAAACGUGAUUAAAAUAGACAGACAGAAAUACCUCCAACUGAUGUUUUAAAUAAAACUGUAACUUUACAUGACAUUGUUUUGCUUUAA